Helianthus annuus (common sunflower) is the source of this 1854-nucleotide messenger RNA. Its product is annotated as L-ascorbate oxidase homolog. Gene Ontology annotation, molecular function: oxidoreductase activity; copper ion binding. The coding region runs from base 83 to 1711 and encodes 542 amino acids. The record is from RefSeq and is a predicted model, not a curated record. The transcript is spliced from 7 exons. NCBI's taxonomy places the organism in Eukaryota, Viridiplantae, Streptophyta, Magnoliopsida, Asterales, Asteraceae.
CUCUCUCUCUCUCUCUAUACGUAUACAUCUAUAUAUAUAUAUAUAUAUCUCUCUCUCUCUCAUCGUUGUUGUUCUUGAAAGAAUGCCUAGACGUAACGGCGUAUGUUUAUGGUCACUGUAUUCGUGUGCGGUUUUCUGUCUUGUCGCGAUUGUUAAUGCUGAAGACCCGUAUCGGUUCUUUACAUGGAAUGUAACAUUUGGAGACAUAUAUCCAAUGGGCAUUCGCCAACAGGGAAUCUUGAUCAACGGACAAUUUCCGGGACCGGAAAUAUAUUCUGUCACAAACGAUAAUCUGAUCAUCAAUGUGUUCAAUAAUCUGCCGGAGCCUUUUCUUAUUUCAUGGAAUGGAGUACAACAAAGACGGAAUUCGUACGAAGACGGAGUUUACGGUACGACAUGCCCGAUCCCACCGGGACAGAAUUUUACCUACAAGUUACAAGUCAAAGAUCAGAUCGGAAGCUUUUACUACUUCCCGUCACUAGGGUUUCAAAAAGCCGCUGGCGGUUUCGGGGCCAUCAAAAUCCUCAGCAGGCCGAGGAUUCCAGUCCCGUUUCCUGACCCAGCGGAUGAUUACUCCAUUCUUAUUGGAGAUUGGUAUACAACUAAUCACACGAGACUAGAGAAGAUUAUGGAUCUCGGAUGGCGUCUCCCAUUUCCCGACGGUGUGUUGAUCAAUGGUCGUGGUGAUGGUGGUGUCACGUAUAAUGUCGAGCAAGGAAAAACUUAUAGGUUAAGGAUAUCAAAUGUAGGACUACAAAACUCUCUAAAUUUCAGAAUCGAAGGUCACUCGAUGACGUUGGUGGAAGUCGAGGGGACUCACACUGUGCAAACACCGUUAUCGUCUCUAGAUGUUCAUGUCGGACAAUCUUACUCGGUUCUAGUCACCGCGGAUCAACCAUCUCAAGAUUACUACAUUGCGGUUUCCUCCCGGUUCACCAGUCAGAACAUCAACACAACUGGCAUCUUCCGGUAUGCCAACUCCGUCAAGGCGGUCUCCGGUACACCUCCCCCGCCUCCCAACACCGACAUCACUUGGUCGCUAAACCAGGCGAGGUCCAUCAGGACUAAUCUGACGGCCAGUGGACCAAGGCCAAACCCACAAGGGUCAUAUCAUUACGGACAGAUUAAUAUAUCGAGAACUAUAAAAAUAAAUGGUGCGGCUUCGAUAAUCGACAGAAAGCAACGAUAUAGCGUUAACGGUGUGUCAUUCGUCGCAGCUGACACACCUCUUAAGCUGGCAGAUUACUUCAACAUUAGUGGUGUUUUUAAGGUCGGAAGUAUUCCCGACGAACCCACCGAUAAGGCCCCCUAUCUUGACACUUCUGUUAUGGGUGCCGAUUUUCGCGAUUUCGUUGAGAUAGUGUUUGAAAACAGAGAAAAUAUCAUCCAAAGCUGGCAUCUAGAUGGAUACAACUUCUUUGUCGUUGGAAUGGACGGAGGGCGAUGGAGUGAUAAGAGUCGAAACAAUUACAAUCUCGUUGAUGCGGUUUCACGUUGUACCAUACAAGUAUAUCCAAAAUCAUGGACGGCAAUAUACCUUGGACUUGACAAUGUCGGGAUGUGGAACAUCCGAAAUGAAUUUUGGGUGCGACGGUAUCUCGGGGAACAGUUCUAUCUUCGUGUUUAUUCUCCGGUGAUGUCACCGCGAGACGAGUAUCCGCUCCCUCAGAACGCCCUUCUCUGCGGUCGGGCUGUCGGGAAAAGCUCAUGAUUUGUCGUAAAUUAACUAGCCACAAUUGAAUUAAUUGCUAUUUGCAUUGUAAGAUCAGAAAAUGGUCAUAUUCUUUGUUACACCUCAUUUUUUUUGUAAACAUUUAAAGUUAUAAAUAAAUACAACACCUUUAUGUUUAUGUU